This is a messenger RNA of Aspergillus alliaceus, 1614 nucleotides long. RefSeq lists its product as uncharacterized. NCBI's taxonomy places the organism in Eukaryota, Fungi, Ascomycota, Eurotiomycetes, Eurotiales, Aspergillaceae. The record is from RefSeq and is a predicted model, not a curated record. The coding region runs from base 272 to 1609 and encodes 445 amino acids. The transcript has 4 exons.
CUUUGUUGAAGCUGCACGCGACAGGGAGCGGCCUGAGGUUCGGAAGAGUUCCACCCGCAUCUUUCGCACCGCCAGCUUUUUCGUCUUCAAACACCUCAGCUCUCCAGCUCUCUUCCCACCUUCCGUCAUUCGUCACUUGCCACUUCUUUAUCAAAGAUUUUCAGGGUAUCUCUUUUAUUUCCUCCCUACAUCUUAUCUCUAUACUGUUGAAUUUCUUCCUGUUGCCUUCACUCCUCUAAGGCGAUAACCACAGACGUCAUCUUCCAGCAUCAUGGCUGCCGCUCCCGUCAACAGCAACCUCCAGGCACAGCCUGAGUCUCCGUCGGAGAGGCCUAAGCAUACCUCUAGUCCUUCAAAUAAGUCCAAACUAGAUGGGGUGACUGUCAACGGUGUGGACAGCAUUGAAAGCUCGUACUUCAAGGAACUGCAAAGGAACCUGCGCAACACUGUGAAGAAGUUGAAUGCGACUGCCAAAGUCGAUGCAAUCAUUGCCGAGAAUCCCGGAAAAUCCCUAGAUGAUCUAGUUGCUGAGAAAAAGAUCAAUGCCGACCAAAAGGCGCAGGCACUGAAAAAGCCCGCCCUGCAAGGCAGCAUUGCUCAGAUUGAGGAGCAGAUCACCCAUUACAAGGAAUUUGCUGCUCAGUACGAGCAACGCCUAGCCACCCAGAAGACCGAGUUAGAAAGGGCUCAUAAAGAAGAGGUGGACGCUAUCAAGGAGAAAGCUGUCUCUGAGGCCAAUGAAUCCAGUCAAACUGACUUGAGACAACGUCUGCUUAGCUUAAGUAAAUUUCUCUGCGCUGCAGCUACUAUGAGACGCUCUGGCGACGAAACCUCCAGCUUGACCCGUGCCUUUGAGGGUGUUCUCUAUCAGGUUUAUGGAGGGUCACAUGAGGCUGUCAACUCAAUGUUGAAGCUAAUUGAUGGUGUGGAUGAAAAGGUUGUCAGUGUUGAAGGCGAGACCCUAGAUAUCACCUAUGGCAAAGUGAAGCAAACUUCUGAAGAACAUGCCCCCACAGCUGAAGAAGUGACUACGGGUGCUGCUCCCGCGUCGGAUCCUACUUUGUCUAAUGCGGGUUACACUGAACUCCAGGAAUCCUCUUAUGGCACCGAAGCCCCCGCUACGAACGAGCCCACUAGUAAUGCUGCAUCUCAACCCGAGCAGGUCGCUCCACCAGCUCAGACGCUCGUCGGUGAUGCUGCUAACCCUACCGCCGAGGCCAACUGGAAUCCUAAUGCCGGCGAUUCUUUUGCCCCCUCGGCGAAUACCGAUGGCUGGGUUGAAGUGCCACGUGAUCCGACCGAGACUGAUACUGGCUUCGAAGGUACUCCUGCGGCUGCCGACACGGGCGAUAACGUGGCUGCGGAAGCUUCGGGCAACGGUGCUGAAAAUGUCACUGUGCUUAAACCUCAAGGUGGCGACGGUUUCGAAGCGGUCGUGCAUCAUCAGAGACAGAAUAGUUUCCGAGGCCGAGGCCGAGGUGGCCGUGGUCGUGAUGGCUUCCGAGGCCGUGGACGUGGCGAAUUCAGAGGUCGUGGCAGAGGUCGUGGCGGCCGGGGGCGUGGUGGACCUAAUGGUACCCCAGCCACGCCCCCUGCUGGAUCUCAAUAAAUGAU